Messenger RNA from Funneliformis geosporum, 495 nucleotides. The record is from the annotation of a GenBank genome assembly. NCBI's taxonomy places the organism in Eukaryota, Fungi, Glomeromycota, Glomeromycetes, Glomerales, Glomeraceae.
AUGCUCUAUCAAAGAGACAGAGCAUCAAACUCACUUGUUGCAUCACCGAGUACAAUAACCGGAAAAACGAUUUCAUCAUCACAUCCUCCUAAUAAUGAUAAUGCGCGGUCAAAGAGUUUAAAUAAAGAAUUGAUGCUAGAAUCAAUCAUAAACUUUGUUGGAAUAAUUAAUUCAGGUGAUAGUUAUCCUAAUCAGGAUCUUAGACAAGUUCAAACGACCUCCCCUAGAAUUAAUUCUUUAAAUCCAGAGGAAGCAAGGCCUCAAUAUCCAAAUGUAACGAUACUUCAAAUGCCCCCUGAAAAGAAACAUAUGGAAAGAAUUGGUGAAAGUGGAAAUAUUACUACAGAUGAAAUAAAUGCUAAAUCAACCGAAACAGCUCAUCAUCCUGUACAAUUACAACCUCUAAAUCAAUCUUCAAUAUCACUUAAUGAUAAUGCGAACACUAAUCAAGCACCGCUCUUACUUCCACAAACAUCUCCUCGCGAAGUUCUAUAG